UACCUUUAUUUUUGGAGUCUCUUAGAGGAGACAAAUCAGGGAAGACCAGCUGUCCCUCAAUUGGGGGAUCAAUUCCUUCUACCAGAAUCACUUCUGUGUAGAGACACAGGGCAUAUUUUAACACAGAAGAUACUCCAAAUAAUCCCAAGAUGAAUGAGCAGAGGUUCACUUUCUCAACUGCAAGAUUUCAUAAAUCUUCAGUGCUGCAGAACCAGGAGAGGACUGAGGAGACUCAGAGGCCUAGAAAAGCUGGAAACAGAGUCUGCUGGCAGAUCACUGUGACAGCUCUUGGAAUCCUGUGUUUCUUUCGGCUAGUAUCGGUUGCAGUGAUGGUGAUAAACAUUUUUCAGUACAGUCAAGAAAAACAUGAACUUCAGGAAACACUAUCCAACCUCCACCAUAACUACAGCACCAUGCAAAAUGACAUCAACUUAAAGGAAGAAAUGCUGAGAGAUAUGUCUACAGAGUAUAGUGCUGUUAAUCAUUUUCUGGACUUCCUCAACAGAGAAAAGAACAGAUGUUACAACAAAACCAAGACUGUUUUAGAUUCUUCACAGCACUCAGGUAGAGGUGUUGAAAUGCACUGGUUCUGUUAUGGUAUAAAAUGUUAUUAUUUCAUCAUGGACAGAAAAACAUGGAGUGGAUGUACCCAGACCUGUCAGAAUUUCAGUUUGCCCCUUCUGACGAUAGAUGAUGAGGAUGAACUGAUGUUCCUUCAUCUCCUUGUUACUCCAGACAGUUACUGGAUUGGAUUGUCUUAUGAUAAUAAAAAAAGUGAUUGGACAUGGAUUGACAACAACCCAUCUAAACUUGCCUUGAACACAAGGAAAUACAAUAUUAAGGAUGGAGGAUGUGUAUUCUUAUCUAAAACAAGACUAGACAAUAUUAACUGUGAUAAUUUAUUCAGUUGUAUUUGUGGGAAGAGACUGGAUAAAUUCCCUGACUGACAAUCCAGUGAAUGUUAAAGUCUGCAGGGCAAACAGAGAGACAAUCUGGAAGAUUUUGGGAAUGUUCUUUGGAAUCUUACUUGACAGAGCAGAGGACAUCUUCCUUCCAUCUGGAGACAAGAAAGAUCCUCUGCUGCAUGCCACAAAGCCUGGAGGAAUUUGUCAUAUUUGUUUGCAUAAACUCCCACAGAACUAAAUAAAGAACCAUAACAAACA
Rattus norvegicus (Norway rat) is the source of this 1163-nucleotide messenger RNA. It is a transcript of the gene Klra22, whose product is annotated as killer cell lectin-like receptor subfamily A, member 22. Lineage: Eukaryota; Metazoa; Chordata; Mammalia; Rodentia; Muridae. The record is from RefSeq and is marked validated. Gene Ontology annotation, cellular component: plasma membrane; membrane. The coding region runs from base 150 to 947 and encodes 265 amino acids. The transcript is spliced from 8 exons. Gene Ontology annotation, molecular function: carbohydrate binding.